Molecule: messenger RNA, 1968 nt
Organism: Exophiala aquamarina CBS 119918
Lineage: Eukaryota; Fungi; Ascomycota; Eurotiomycetes; Chaetothyriales; Herpotrichiellaceae
Exons: 1
Coding region: 1-1968 (655 amino acids)
Biological process (GO): mRNA pseudouridine synthesis; tRNA pseudouridine synthesis
Cellular component (GO): nucleus; cytoplasm
Molecular function (GO): RNA binding; pseudouridine synthase activity
Source: RefSeq, a predicted model, not a curated record
AUGAUCACGCCCGAGGAGCAUAACUUAAAUCAGACAACCGGCGCUCCAUUGGAGGCAAAUAACCAGGAGAAUGACUACAGCUCCUAUUCAACUGAAGACUUGAUCUCGCGAAUCACUCUCCUCGAGCGUCAACUGCAGGACUCGAGGAAAAGCCUCGCCGAACUAACAGCAAGGACUGCAAAAGGCGCCUCUCGCCGCUCCAUAUCACCAAGACCAAUAACAGCCUCUCGUUCGAGUCCUCAGCCCCAGAGUCGCUCAACCUCUCCACGACGCCUGAAAGACUUCGACCCGAGCAAGUAUUCUACACGGCAUAUCGCCUUGAAAUUUGCCUAUCUGGGCCAACGAUACAACGGGUUCGAGCACGCGAACAACAAUAUCGUGCCCCGGCCGACCAUAGAGGAGACUCUGUGGAAAGCUUUGCGCAAGACACGGUUGAUCAGUCCCUUAUUAGAGCCCGCGGCGGGUGGAGUGCGAGUUGAUCAGAGCUACAAUGUCAUAUGGGGCACCGAAGAAAGACUGAGGAGGUACACUGAUGGAAAGGGUACGCCGGGGGACCAAGGUGGGAAGGUCAAGCUAGAUGUCAACUGGGAUGGGUGUCAAUACUCUAAAUGCGGCCGGACGGACCGUGGGGUGAGUGCGUUUGGGCAGGUCAUUGGGAUUCGUGUGAGAAGCAAUCGGCCCCUGGAAGCAUAUCCAAACCAUGACUCGAAUGGAAUCGAUGGGCAGGAUGUUGAGCAUUCACAAGAAGAAUAUUCGAGCUCCCCUCCAGACGGCAACAUGCUCUCCAUCCCCGCCGAUGAUACCGAUGCCCAUGAACUCACUAAACCCUUCGAUCCAGUCGCCGAUGAACUCUCCUAUGCCAACAUCCUCAACUCGGUCUUGCCCCCUGACAUUCGAAUCUUGGCCUGGUGUCCCGAUCCUCCACCUACCUUUGACGCCCGAUUUUCGUGCCGCGAGCGUCGAUAUAAAUACUUUUUCACCAAUCCCGGCUUCUGCCCAACACCGGGCCCUAAUGGACUGACUACGCACGACGGCAUACCCACAAAUCUGCGAGAAGGAUGGCUUGAUAUCGACAAGAUGAGAGAAGCUGCCAAAAAGCUGGAAGGCCUGCACGACUUUCGAAAUUUAUGUAAAAUCGAUCCCACUAAACAGAUGCCGAACUGCCAGCGGCGGGUGACCUUUGCUGAUGUGGUGGAAUUUGAGAGUUUCGGCAAGGAUUUCUCCCGUCUCCAGGAUCUGAAUCAGACCGGGUACCAAGGCCUGGUGCCAUCGGUCCUGGGGACUGCUGCGGGCGACCUACUUUCUGAGCCAGGCCCAAAAGUCUAUACGUUCUGCGUCCACGGCACCGCUUUUCUCUGGCACCAAGUCCGCUGCAUGGCCGCAAUUCUCUUCCUUGUCGGCCAAGGUCUCGAGGAGCCAUCUAUCGUCGAUCAGCUAUUGGAUGUGGAAAACAACCCGCGCAGACCGGCGUACGAGAUGGCUGACGAUUCACCGCUGGUCCUCUGGGACUGCAUCUUCCCCAAGGAUGACGAGGUCAUGCAAGACGGCAUCGACUGGAUCUACACGGGCGACGAGCGUACACUGCCCGCGCUGACGGGUAGGAACGACGGCAGAUGCGGCGCAACGGGCGUCAUCGACGAGCUCUGGCAACAGUGGCGGGAGGCCAAGAUGAAAGAGGUUCUCGCCGGCAGCCUACUCGAUCUGGCGAUUGGACAGGGUGAUGGGACUUCGUUCAAGAGGAGUGGACAGAGGGGGCCCCUGCCGAAGGGCCAUACUCGCUCGACGAAGGUCUUCAAUGGCGGUGACGGCGCGAGGCUUGUUGGGAAAUAUGUCCCCGUUAUGCGAAAGCCGUUGCUGGAUAGUCUCGAGGCGCAGAAUCAGAAGUGGGCGAAGACGAAAGGGUGGAAAAAAGAUGUCAGGAAAGCGCUGGUGGGACACAACCAGGCUCCAGUAGCGGGGAGUGAUUGA